Molecule: messenger RNA, 1371 nt
Organism: Penicillium longicatenatum
Lineage: Eukaryota; Fungi; Ascomycota; Eurotiomycetes; Eurotiales; Aspergillaceae
Product: putative aminotransferase family protein (LolT)
Exons: 3
Coding region: 1-1371 (456 amino acids)
Source: RefSeq, a predicted model, not a curated record
AUGUCACUCGCGAAUCAACUCACACCUUUUGGGAAGCCAAUGCUCAAGCAUUGGCUAUUUGACCCCUCCUACAGAAACCUUAACCACGGCUCCUUCGGCGCCCACCCCGUUCAAGUCCGCGAUGUACAGCGUGCUCUUUUAGCUAUCGCAGAUAAGCGACCAGACCCUUAUAUCCGCGUUCAUCACUCAAAGCUCCUGCAAGAAGCGCGCGAAGAGAUUGCCGCGCUUAUCAACGCUCCAAAAGAUGAAUGUGUUUUCAUCAAGAAUGCCACUACGGGCGUAUUCACCGUCCUUUAUAACCUCAAUUUCAAGGAGGAUGAGGUUGUGAUCUAUUUUGAACCGGUAUACGGUGCUGUGGAGAUGGGUAUUGUCUCCCUGCAAGAGCAUUGUGAUUUCCAGGCUCGGAAGGUGCCGCUUGAAUUCCCGAUUACUGAGAAUGAGUUGGUGCGUCGAUUCCGCGAGGUGGUUCGUAAGGCUCGCGCCGAAGGCCUCAAAGUUCGUGCUGCACUCUUUGAUGCUGUCGUCAGUAACCCGGGCGUUCGGUUUCCGUUUGAACGGUUUGUGGGUGUUUGCCGGGAAGAGGGGAUCUUAAGUGUCAUUGAUGGCGCACACGGCGUUGGAAUGAUUCCUCUCGAUAUGAAGGAACUGCAACCGGACUUUUUCGUAUCGAACUGCCACAAAUGGCUCUACACCCCCCGAAGUGCAGCAUUGCUGUAUGUCCCCAAACGCAACCAGCACCUCAUCCGCUCCACCAUGCCAACAUCAUGGGGCUUCAUCCCAGCACCAACAUCAAUCAAAGUAGCAGACUCAGUCCUCCAAGACAAUAAUGCACCUAAAACCGAAACGCCCUUCGAAGAACUAUUCGAAUUCGUCGCCACAACGGACGACUCAGCCUAUAUCUGCAUUCCGGCGGCACUCAAAUUUCGCCGUGAAGUCUGCGGCGGCGAAGAAGCCAUCAUGUCCUACUGCCACACUCUCGCCAACGAAGCAGCCGAUCUGAUCGCCGCAACUCUCGGUACAGAUGUUCUGCAAGAACCGGACCUCAAACCGGGACAGAAGAGCAAUAUGCGUAGCUGCUGCAUGACUACCAUCCGCUUGCCGAUCCGUGUUGCGGAUGAUGGGUCUCCGGGCCAGGGGUCUUGGGUGACACUGUCGUCUAAAGAGGCGCCGCUAGCGGCUUCGUUUCUUCAACAGACGCUCAUGGCAAAGUAUGAUACUUUCGUUCCUGUUUUCCGACAUGGGGCUUCGCUUUGGACUCGCGUCAGUGCUCAGGUCUUUUUGGAAAUCAGUGAUUUCGAGUGGUUAGCUGGUAUUCUGCGUGAGCUGUGUGAGCAGGUGGCAAGAAAGAACAGGACUAGUAAACUGGCAUAG